GGAAAAGCUGCAUUAUAAGCACUACUGCUUUUAAACCGGUUCUGUAACUUGUAUCUGGCAACACCCACAGACUCUCUGCUGCCGUCACUGAGGUCAGGUAGACGGAGCGAAGAUGGCGACCGCCUACGAGAGAUACAAUUUGCACACAACCCCAGAGAAGUUCUUCAUCGAGGCCUGUGAUGAGGGGGCUGAUGCUGUCCUGGCAAUCGACAGGGUCUCGAAUGAGAUGACCCUUGCAGGGAAAAAAGAUGUUCCUCCCUCAGCAGUCACCAGGCCUAUCUGUGGCAUCAUGGGAACCAUCCGUCUAGUAGCAGGGAUGUACCUGAUCGUCAUCACCAGGAAGAGGAACGUGGGCAGCCUCUUGGGCCAUGCUGUGUGGAAGGCUGUGGAUUUCGAUAUAAUCUCUUAUAAGAAGACCGUGCUACAUCUGUCUGAGAUCCAGUCUCAAGAGAAUAAGACCUUCCUGUCCAUGAUUAACAAUGUGCUGACUACAGACGGCUUCUACUUCUGCACUGACUACGACCUGACACACACACUGCAGCGACUGGCCAACACCAGCCCCGACUUCCAGGAGAUGACCCUGCUGGAGAGGGCAGAUCAGAGGUUUGUGUGGAAUGGAAAUCUCCUGAGAGAACUGGCUGCACAGCCAGAGCUUCAUAAGUUUGCGCUACCUGUUGUCCACGGCUUCAUUGUCAUGAAGCCAUGCCGUAUAAAUGGGAAGAUCUUUGAAUGGAUCCUCAUAUCCAGGAGAAGCUGUUUCCGGGCUGGCGUCAGAUACUAUGUCAGAGGCAUCGACUCUGAAGGCCACGCCGCUAACUUUGUGGAGACUGAGCAGAUCGUUUUGUAUGAGGGAGCAAAGGCUUCGUUUGUGCAGACACGAGGCUCCAUGCCUUUUUACUGGAGUCAGAGGCCCAACCUCAAAUACAAACCCAAACCCAUCAUCAGCAAAACCACCAAUCACAUGGAUGGUUUCCAGAGGCAUUUUGACUCUCAGCUCCUCAUCUAUGGGAAGCAAACCAUUCUGAACUUGGUGAAUCAGAAGGGCUCAGAAAAGCCACUGGAACAGGCCUUUUCCAAGAUGGUGUCUGGUAUGAACAAUGGCAUGCUCAACUACAUAGCCUUCGACUUCCACAAAGAGUGCAGCCACAUGAGAUGGGAUCGUCUUCAGAUCUUGGUGGAUGAUGUUGCUGAGACGCAGGAUGAAUACUGUUACUUCAUGUUGAACUCUGAGGGAAAGACGGUGGCCCAGCAGAGAGGAGUCUUCCGCAGUAACUGCAUGGACUGCCUGGACAGGACCAACGUCAUCCAGAGCCUGUUGGCCCGACGUUCCCUACAGUCUCAGCUCCAGAGAAUGGGGGUUCUGAAUGUGGGCCAGCGGAUCGAAGAGCAGGCUGACUUUGAAAAGAUCUACAAGAACGCAUGGGCUGACAAUGCCAAUGCAUGCGCUGUGCAGUACGCAGGAACGGGAGCCUUGAAAACAGACUUCACAAGGACAGGGAAGAGGACCCGGUUGGGGCUGCUGAUGGAUGGCUGGAACUCCAUGAUCCGCUACUACAAAAACAACUUCUCUGAUGGCUUCAGACAAGAUUCCAUUGACCUGUUUCUGGGUAACUUUGCUGUCGAUGAGUCGGAUGGACCCACUCCUCUACGUGUGCAGAAGGACUGGAAGUUCCUCACGCUGCCUAUCAUUAUGCUGGUGGCAUUUUCCAUGUGCAUCGUAUGUCUUCUCAUGGCUGGUGACACAUGGACGGAGACUCUGGCUUACGUGAUGUUCUGGGGGGCUGCUAGUGCAAUUACAGCCACUAUCAUCCUGUUUAACGGCCAAGACUUUGUGGACGCCCCCAAACUGGUUCACAAGGAGAAGAUGGACUGAGUAUGGUGUAUGUGUGUGUGAGGAGCAGCUGGGCCCAGCAGGCUCAUAUACCUCAUCAUCUUCACCCUCUUCUUCUCCAGGUCUGGACUCUAGACUGAUCUUCUGCCUCCGUACUGCCCUCAAGGCUUCAGUUUUUCAUGCAUUCGUCUGCAACAUGUUUCACUCGCACACACUCCUUCACAAGGGUUCCAUUUUAUUUCCCACAUUCCUCAUACUGUAUCUUUGCGUUGUCGUUGUUGUUGGUGUUAGGUUGUUAGUUAUACAGAGGUUCUGUGAUGCCGCUUAAGUCAACCGUUUCAGCGUUUUCAGUUUCCACAACAAUUGUAAUUUUUAUACACUUACGCUAGUGCUCAUUUUCUUAUUUGUUAAUCAUUCUUAUUACGAAAGUAUCUUUCUGUUGUGCUUCAUUACACAACUUAUAGUUAAAGCUGCAUUAAUUAAUUUUAUCGGCUACUUGGGGGCAGCAAGAACAUAUCUGACAUUGUCACCAUAUAAAGCUGAUAUGAAGAACAUGCUAGCAAACACAUUCAGCAGACAAAGAGCAACACUAUCAUCCCAUUCAUGUUUUCAUUUUGGUCUCCACCAAUGCCUGAGGAAAAUAUCUGUUUUUUUAGCUACUAAAUGUUUCACUUUCUUCACCAGCUGGUCACUAACUGUGUCUGUGUGCUGUUUGGCGCUGAGCAGUUAGUUUCAGUGGGUUAAUCGGAGUUUUGUCACUGAACAUAGCUGCCUGCUGCUGCUGGAAACAAAGUUGAUGAGAGCAGAUCUGUGGGCUGUAAAACCAAAACAAUGACUUAUAAUGGGCUAAAAAGACCCGUAGUGUUUCAGAGUUGGGUGAUAAUUCUCUAUUCAUUAGUCACUAUGAGUGACGCUUUUCACAUUACACAUAGUCAUGUGAUCCGUUGUUAAUAUAAAGAUAUUGAUUAGUGCAGCUUUAAAGAUACUUAGUGUAAUUGUAUUCAUCCCAAACAGAUGAUUAAUGUCAGUUAACCCUAAACAGUCUCAGUCAACGAUGUGGCACUUAAACAUGCACAUGUUGAAACAUAUACUGUAUGUUGUGUCUAAUUGAUUAAUGGAGCGCACUCUACAUAAUGUACAUGUUGAUUUUGAAUGUACCAGGCCUUACAAACUUGUGUAUGAAGUAUAAAUAUUUGGCUAAUCUGUAUGUAACAGGUGGAGGUAGAGUAGGAGUGAAUAUUAUGUCUUCCUAUUAAUCUAACUUGGGAAAGUAUGCAUGAUGAUUCUGUUGUAGCAGUGGGCUUAGUGCUUUCUUCACCAUCUUGUUUUUGCACUUUGGAGAACCAUGAAAUUAUCUGCCUGCAUAUUAAUGAUGUGUCCAUUUGCAUUGUGGGUCUGUGGUUGCUACCAUCACCCAUAUCUCUGCGUUCGGUGAUUCAGAGAGGUCUGGUGUGGUGUUCAUUUACAAUGUUUUCAAUGGUUUUAGAAACAAUUGGCCAAUCAGAGCUUUGUAGGCAGGAUUAAGAAUGGAAUUCCUCCUGCAUAGCUAGCUACCUAGAUACAUUUAUAAAAAAUAGUGACCGAAAAAUGGCCACAAAAAUGGCUACGAGUGUGAAAGAGAUUGAUGCAGCUCCACAGGUUGUUGUAAGUAAUGCAUUUCUUUGGUCAUCCUGAAAAUGGGAAGUUAACAGCUUAGCAACCACUAUCAUAGCUUCUGAUUCGUCACUGUUUUCUUGUGACUAUCAGUUAAUUUUCAUUUUCUUUAGAUGCCAAUUGAAUCUGUUCACAUUAAAGUUUUUAAACCAGUCAUCCCUGGUUAAAGCUUUAAUUACAAUAUUGCAUUAGCCUGAGAACAACAUUAAUGAAUGGUUUACUUAUUUAGUUGAAUGCCUUUUUAUUCUGAGAUAACAAUUUAAAACCACUACUGAGUGUAAAAUUUGUUGAGUUGUGUUUUUGUUCUUCUUCAUGGUGUUCAUGUUGGCUGUUAGUUUUGUUUUUGCUCUAACCUAUCAGUGGCAAGUGACGAAUUUUCAGUCAACACAAAAGCUGCAGCAGCAGUUGUUUCACAAUGAUAUAAGAAAUACACCAAUUCCAGUUGACUUACAACAACCUAUACAGCUACAUCCAUCUUAUCCAAGAUUGUUAUUAUUUUUAUGGCCAUUCAUCAGUCGUGAUUUUUCACAUUUUUGUGGUCAGGACUAUUAUCUACAAGGUAAUUCAGUCAGCAUCUUCUUUUUGCAGACUUAAAAAUCUAUAGAAGCACAAAAAAUGUGUCCAUAUUGAAAAUAUAUGAGAUCUCAAAAUAAUGGUUUCAUUAAGUUGGGAUUUUUGACCUGAAAACUUAGCAACCACAGAGGCUCUGGAAUUCUGUAGUCCACCAUGCACCUGUUCAUUAAUGCUUUCAGUCGGGUUUCCUCAGAGGUUUUGGGAUAAAGUUGCUCCAGUCUAGAAGAGAACGAGUCCACUCUUGGAUCACUGCCUUACACGCCUGCCCUCAGUGGAGAGGGCAUGGACAUUUGAACCUUUCAUAUGAUUAUUUAAGAUCUGGUUGGGCAUUGAAACCUUCCUCUGAUGCUGAUUUCAGAUGUUUCUUUUAGGGGAAUCACUCACUAUGCCUUCUUGUACUGUGUAUGAUUUCUCAUUCAGCGACAUUCAGGUUGUGUGGUGUUAGUUUUCAGUGGUGUUUUAGCAAACAUAAUCUCAUGUAUCAGGUCAUACCAACAAGUAGCACAAGCCAGUGAGUGAGUGAUUAAAUGAGGUUUAAACUCUUGUUAAUUUAGUGAAACAUUUAUCUAAAUGUACUCUGAUCAUGCUAGCUUUUUGAAGAAAAUCUUGAAUCUUUGAUGAACUUCUGUUUAAACUAUGUAACUUUGUAUAACAAGGAAGAAGACAUUAGAUGAUACCUUAUGCACACAAGUAUAAUUUGUGCAAACAAGUUAUUAAAGAAAACUUCUAUGAACAAGA
Messenger RNA from Thunnus maccoyii (southern bluefin tuna), 4795 nucleotides. RefSeq names its product SAC1 like phosphatidylinositide phosphatase a (gene sacm1la). Gene Ontology annotation, biological process: phosphatidylinositol dephosphorylation. Gene Ontology annotation, molecular function: phosphatidylinositol-4-phosphate phosphatase activity. NCBI's taxonomy places the organism in Eukaryota, Metazoa, Chordata, Actinopteri, Scombriformes, Scombridae. The record is from RefSeq and is a predicted model, not a curated record. Gene Ontology annotation, cellular component: endoplasmic reticulum. Bases 113 to 1873 code for a protein of 586 amino acids. The transcript is spliced from 20 exons.